AUGUCAAAGGCUGAUGCUGGUCCAAGUCUCCAGGGGGUAAGAGUAGAACCUCGAUACUCCUACGACAAAAAUAGAAGUAAAAGUAGAAGUGUGGAUUUCGUGUAUGUAAACUCAGCGUACGUUGGAAGUGUGAAUGAUGUGAACCAAAGUCGAUUGGAGCCUCCUCCUACUACGGUGAUCAGAGAGCAGUACUGGGCAUGUUCCAAGUGGCCGAUGGGUCAACGUAUCCUGGCCAUCACUGUGGGCGUUCUUCUUGGAACCGUCAUCGGUCUUACCAUCCUCGUGGUAAUCAGGGGCGAUGAUGACAACUUUCCCGACAUCUUGAGGAGAGUACCAGUAGAAGACUGA
Pieris macdunnoughi is the source of this 348-nucleotide messenger RNA. The record is from the annotation of a GenBank genome assembly. Lineage: Eukaryota; Metazoa; Arthropoda; Insecta; Lepidoptera; Pieridae.